AUGGGCGACACGGAACAGUUUGAGUUCAGCUUCCGUCCUCAAGAUGAUUCCACUCUCUCUCAAUUGAACGUUGCAAAAUGGAAAGCGGUUCUUGCCCACAAUCGGGAGGUCGAGUUUGUAUGGCUACAGUUCUUGCUUGUCGAGGGGUCUACUCGAAUGAGAAUGAUACCCGUGUCAUAUUUCUCUAAGAUGAUAGAGGAAAACCGAAACCUGAGCCUCUCGUCUGCCCAUCUUCAUCUUCUACGGAAUGACCAUGUUACCGGGGAAGCAGCCCCUACUGGUACGAUGUAUCUGGCCCCAGAUAUCUCUACUGCCUUCGUCCCCGCUCGCGAGAGCUCACGGGUUCAAAUUCUUGCAAAUAUUGUCAAUGAAAAUCAAAUUCCACGACCAGAGUGCCUGCGUUCGAAAUUGGUCAAUUUAUCUGACAUUUUGUCUCAUUUACACGGCUUUGAUAUUCUAGUCGGGUAUGAAAUCGAGGUCAUCUUCUUCAAGAACGAAGACAAGGACGGUAAAGAUCCCAUUUCAAGUCACAAGCUAUGUGGCAUGAUAUCUGGUAUGCGGCCCAUCUUGUCUAUGGUGGAAUCGAUUGUCAGGACAUUGAACGAGGAACAAAUCUUGCUUGAGCAAUAUCAUGCGGAAAUGACACCGGGACAGUGGGAAUUUGUGCUCCCUCCUAGAUCUCCGCUGGAAGCUGUUGAUACUCUGAUGAGGGCUCGCGAGAUUAUCUCCACCAUAGCAGAUGACCAUGGAUACCGCGCCACAAUGCAUCCCCGUCCAUUUCCUGAGCAUGGUGGCUCAGGAGCGCACUUGCACCUCUCCGUGAACUCCUCGAUUUCCUCGGAGCCCGAGCACACGGACCCAUUCUUUGCCGGAAUUAUCAACCAUUUUCCAUCUUUGAUGGCUUUUUGUCUUCCGUUGGAUAUCUGUUAUGAGAGGGUGGCCACUGGAAUCUGGAGUGGGGGGAGUACAUCAGUUGGGGUUGGGAGAAUAAAGAAACACCAUUACGACGAGUUGCGAACAAUCGAUUCGAGCUGA
Molecule: messenger RNA, 1035 nt
Organism: Penicillium cataractarum
Lineage: Eukaryota; Fungi; Ascomycota; Eurotiomycetes; Eurotiales; Aspergillaceae
Product: FluG family protein
Exons: 1
Coding region: 1-1035 (344 amino acids)
Molecular function (GO): glutamine synthetase activity
Source: RefSeq, a predicted model, not a curated record